Messenger RNA from Myxocyprinus asiaticus (Chinese sucker), 10505 nucleotides. Its product is annotated as extracellular sulfatase Sulf-2-like. Gene Ontology annotation, molecular function: calcium ion binding; N-acetylglucosamine-6-sulfatase activity; glycosaminoglycan binding. Lineage: Eukaryota; Metazoa; Chordata; Actinopteri; Cypriniformes; Catostomidae. The transcript has 21 exons. Gene Ontology annotation, cellular component: plasma membrane; Golgi apparatus; endoplasmic reticulum. Bases 430 to 3624 code for a protein of 1064 amino acids. The record is from RefSeq and is a predicted model, not a curated record.
UCUCGCUCUCACUUCUGUGUUGACAGACACUUGAAAGUUUGACAAACUUAACAGCCACGCGGUAACCACAGUGCAAUAGGAGACAAACAGACAUAUCAAGACAGAAGAAGAGGAGACGUGCACCGUGACCAAGACACUGACCCCCUCAAUUCCUCUUUCCUUUGCCAGACCGAGUUGCUGGUUGCCGCAGGACAGAAGGGGACAAAUCACCACCUGCUUCCCCUGCAGCUGUGCCUGAGAACAAGGCGGAACAUUCAACCACACACAGCUAGAACUGUUGAGAGCCUGGAUCUCUGGAUUGGCAGUGUUUGUGCAUCUUCACUGGCUAUCUGGAGAAGAUUUGGGCCCAUCUCUGUCAGGUGCCUCAAGGUGAGAUCAGCAUAGUGUGAGUGCAAGCCCUGAAAGGGUCAUAGGUUGGGGUCAGUGGAAAUGGCCAUGGCGACACAGGGGCUGGCGGCCCGGCUCUUGGUGCUGUUGGGCGUGGUUGCUGUGGCUCAUGCCUCCAUCUUUCUGUCCAGUCAGAGGCUGAAACCUCGAUUCCAGCGAGACCGUCGUAACAUCCGCCCCAAUAUCAUCCUCAUCCUCACCGAUGACCAGGACAUUGAACUGGGCUCCAUGCAGGUCAUGAAUAAGACACGGCGGAUCAUGGAACAGGGUGGAACGCACUUCUCCAAUGCAUUUGUCACCACACCAAUGUGCUGUCCAUCACGCUCUUCCAUGCUGACGGGGAAGUACGCCCACAACCACAACACCUACACCAACAACGAGAACUGCUCCUCACCCUCCUGGCAGGCCCAACAUGAGCCCCGCACCUUUGGAGUUUACCUCAAUAACACUGGCUACAGGACAGCAUUCUUUGGGAAGUAUCUGAACGAGUAUAACGGUACAUACAUUCCUCCGGGAUGGAAGGAGUGGGUCGCCAUGGUGAAAAAUUCGCACUUCUACAACUACACCCUGUGCAGGAACGGCGUCCGAGAGAAACACGGCUUUGACUACUCGAAGGACUACCUCACAGAUCUCAUAACCAACGACAGCAUCAGUUACUUCCGCAUGUCCAAGAAGAUCUACCCUCACAGACCCGUCUUGAUGGUGAUCAGUCACGCUGCCCCACAUGGCCCGGAGGAUGCGGCCCCUCAGUACACCACUGCCUUCCCUAAUGCCUCACAGCACAUAACGCCCAGUUAUAACUAUGCCCCUAAUCCGGACAAACACUGGAUCAUGCGCUACACCGGCCCCAUGAAGCCUAUUCAUAUGGAGUUCACCAACAUGCUGCAGAGGAAGAGACUGCAAACGCUGCUGUCUGUGGAUGACAGUGUGGAGAAGAUUUAUAACAUGUUGGUGGACACUGGGGAGCUGGACAACACAUAUGUGAUCUACACGGCUGAUCACGGUUAUCACAUCGGUCAGUUUGGACUGGUCAAGGGCAAAUCUAUGCCUUAUGAAUUCGACAUCAGAGUUCCCUUCUACAUCCGUGGCCCGAAUGUGGAGGCAGGAGGCAGCAACCCCCACAUCGUGUUGAAUAUUGACUUGGCCCCCACCAUCCUGGACAUUGCUGGGAUGGACAUUCCACCAGACAUGGAUGGCAAGUCCAUCCUCAAACUCCUGGACACUGAUCGUGUCAUGAACAGGUUCCAGUUCAACAAGAAAGGAAAAGUGUGGAGGGACUCGUUCCUGGUGGAGAGGGGGAAACUGCUCCAUAAAGUGUUGAAUGAUGGGAAAGACCUGGCUGAGGAGGAGAACUACCUCCCCAAAUACCAACGUGUGAAAGACCUGUGCCAUCGCGCCGAGUACCAGACGCCAUGUGAACAGAUCGGUCAGAAGUGGCAGUGUGUGGAAGACGCCACAGGGAAGCUGAGAUUAUCUAAAUGCAAAGGAAUGGCCAGUCUGUCCACCGUGAGCAAGCCGUCUGUAACCAGCUUAAAAUCACAGAUGUACCUUCAGAGCAUGAGCGCUGAUGUCAGUGUGAACACUGAGCCUCAAGGCUGCAACUGUGAGCCCAAAACUUACAGACUAAGCACAUUCUCAAAGAGUAAACUGUUCUCCAAAAAGAAACUGAAAUCAUUGAAGAGCUACUCUAGGAACCGCUAUGCCCGUGCUGUCUCCAUGGAGAUGGGGGGAGAUCUGUAUGCAGUGGACCUGCAUCAUGAAUACAGACCCACGGGUGCCAGGAACCUCAGCAUUGGACAGAGCCCAGCAGAUGAGGGCGAGUUCAGUGGUAUGGGACCUACUGCUGUCAGCCAGACCAGUAACAGUCUGAGUGUGCCCUCCUCUAUUAAAGUCACUCACAGGUGUUCCAUUUUGGCCAAUGAAACUGUGAAAUGUGAUGUUGGUCUGUACAAAUCACUGCAAGCAUGGAAGGACCACAAGCUCCAUAUCGACCAUGAAAUCGAAACACUCCAGACAAAGAUCAAUAACCUGCGUGAGGUCAGAGGUCACCUGAAAAAGGCACGGCCUGGGGAAUGUGACUGCAGCAAAUACUUUUACAAGUCCAAAUACAAGAGUAAACUGAGAAAAUACAAAACAGGAAGUGUCCAUCCAUUCAGGAAAGGGCAGGAAAAGGACAAGAAGGCCUGGAUAUUGAUGGAACAAAAGCGCAAGAAGAAACUGAGGAAGCUGUUGAAGCGUUUGCGUAACAAUGACACCUGCAGCAUGCCUGGCCUCACCUGCUUCACACAUGACAACCAGCACUGGCAGACUGCACCAUUCUGGACAUUGGGGCCAUUUUGUGCAUGCACCAGUGCCAAUAACAACACCUACUGGUGCAUGAGGACAAUUAAUGAGACACACAACUUCCUUUUCUGUGAAUUUGCCACUGGAUUUCUGGAGUACUUUGACAUCAACACAGAUCCUUAUCAGUUGGUGAAUGCAGUGAACACUCUGGACCGGUAUGUGCUUAAUCAACUGCAUGUUCAGCUCAUGGAGCUCAGAGGCUGUAAAGGCCACAAGCAGUGUAACCCCCGCACACGCAACCUGGAGAUCGAGGACAAAUUUGGGAAGGAUGGGAAGGUUAAGUCCCAGAAGGAGGAAGUCCCGGAAGACACUGACCUGUUUCCCGGGGAGUCGAACUGGUCGGAACUUGAACCUUUGUACAGACUUGAUGAGCACGCCUAUGAUCUCAAACUCAACUUCACCCUCAGCCUGGAGGACUGGACUCAUUUCAGUCGCUCCGUGGACCACAUGUUCACCCUCCUCAGCAACGACAACCAGCCCUACUCUCCACCCCACCCAAUGGAGGGAGAGACAGGACGAGGCCACGCCCUGGUGUCUUCUUCCAGCCAAUCUGCCUCAGCCAUCUACCUGACCACUCUGGCAACGCCUGCUCUUUUAUUAAAGGAGGCAGGUGCUGAGGUUUUGAGAGAUGCUUUGGGGCUUAAUCAGGGGGGACGCCCCUCUUCUUCUUAUUUUUCUUCAUCAUCAUCACAUCCCCUGCCACCUGUCCAGUCGGAGGUGGCUCGUCCCAAGCUCCUAAAUGAACUGAAAGGGGACAGACAAAGAGAAGGUUUGGAGACAGAGGGGAGGGACAGUGAUGAGGAGGAAGAGGCGGAGCUUAUUAACAGGAGACGGACAGGAAAGUUACGCUCCACCCACUGUGACUGCAAUGAUAUUUUGGAGGCAACGGUUUGACUCUCGUUUAGCGUUCCUCUCUCUGAUACCCUCCCUCCUCAGACAGACAUCUGAAAAGACUUUUUCAAUAGUGAAGAAAUGGAAGGUUUAAUGCCAGCCUACAAUCCUUCUGUUUGUUUUUCUCUUUCAUUAUAUUCCCUCACUCCAUUUCCUCUGUUACCUCCGUUAUUUCCAACCGGCCUCGGAAGCGCGGCUACUGGUCAGUCCAUUUUCCCAAAACUGGCUAUGAGAUCAACUAGGCUUUGAAUAGAACACGUCUUUUUAUAUUUUAACUUAGAAAGAAUUCUCACUCUGUUAUUAUUCCUAUAUCUUUUUCGAAGUGGGAUUUGGGAGAGGGUGGGGGUUAAGGCGCCUUUUCAUUGUCUCCGACACUUGCAUACAUCUGUCAUAUUUGCCCACUAGUGGCAGAUGUGAUGAACUUUCAAUUCGGUCGUAACGGAGUAAUGGAUUGUAUUUGUUGCAAGGAAGAAGGCACUCAUGAAUCACGAUGUCAGAGCACCCGGAAUUGAGACAUAUAGAAAAUAGGGCUGUUAAUCGAUUAACAUUUUACAUGACAUGCCGAUUAAUUAAUCGCAAUUAAUCGCGUUUAUCAAUAUUUGCUGAAAAGUUCCCCAAAUAAAGAUAAUUAAAAAAUAACUAAAACAUAAUAAUUCAAAUUAUUAUAAAUAUUAGCCUAUAUAUAAUUAAUAUGAUAAUUCAGAUUGAAAUGUUGAAAUGCAUUAUUGGCUUGGCAAUACAAAAAGUAGCUUUGGAAGUCAAUUAUAUUGUUUGUUUUAUCCUCACAUCAUUGAACAUAAGUAUAGAGUCGACAGCAAUUCAUUUUGCAUUUGAGUUCAUCAGUUUGUCCUGUUCUCACGGACACGUUCUUGCGUUCUGCUAUUUUUUUGUUAAUUGUCGAUCUAUGUACAUGUGCAUCAGACGGACGGAUGUUUCAACUUUAAAAUAAGUUGAAACAUUGAAAAUCAAGUCUCAACAUCCCUACAUUCUGUUGUUUCAUCUAGUUGUCAAGAACCCGUCAUGUGUGACCAGCUCUUAUUCUGUGGCUGCGCUGCUUGUGUGGUUUGUUGAGGCGCGCUGACUGCCCACUGCUAACGCACCUCGUAAAAACUUAGUUACAUGUACUUCAUGCUUGAUUUUCUCCGAUGGUAAGAAAAUACAUACUUUUAUUACGGAAUUUAUGUAUAGGUCAGGGGGCAGGCAUGAAUUUUUAUAAUGCGUUAUUUUUUAUUUAAUUAUUUGCAAUAAACAUAUUUAAUCAACAGCCCUUUUAAAAAAUGUAAAUGAAAAUUAAAGUUAGAAAGGUCUUUGGUUACACACGCGCUACGUCUCCGCGGUAACGUGCUCAACAAGCCACGUGAUAAGAUGCGCGGAUUGACGGUCUCAGACGCGGAGGCAACUGAGAUUCAACCUCCACCACCCGGAUUGAGGCAAGUCACUACGCCAUCACGAGGACUAAGAGCGCAUUGGGAAUUGGGCAUUCCAAAAGGGGAGAAAAGGGGAGAAAAAAAAAACUAAAAAGGUUGUUGGUUUUGUGCGUUUGUUUUCUACCAAGUCUCAGAAUAACAUUACUGUGUGUGAUUUUGUUGAGCACAUGGCAAAAUUAAAUUACAUUAAUUAAUGUUCACUUAGUAUUUUAUUAUUGUUAUUAUUAUUAUUAAUAAUAAUAAUAAUAAUAAUAAUAAUAAAGCUGUUAUUGUAGUUAUUAUGAUAAUUAAUAAUAAUAAUAAUUCAGCAAGUAGGGAGUACAAUUUCAUGAAUGUAAUUUAAACAUAGUUUUACAUGUCUAGAAAUAAAUAACACAUGCACACGUUUAUUCACACAUUUAAUUACAAAUGCCUUGUGAUAUAUUUGCAACAUAAAUUAUCCUUUCUGAAUCCUUCAUAACUGCCCAUUCUACCGCAUUUGCAGGCGUUUAGAACAAGGUUUGGGACAAAAAAACAUUAAUAUUUCUCACUCACGCUCACAGUCUAGUCGCACAAGUUGAAAUAUUUCAACCCCUCCGAAGCUCAAAUCGGAUCUGAAAAUUCCACAUCCACAGAUGGUCGGAACUCAGCGCAGUCCCUGUGCGACUCUCCUUUGGAAAUGACAGACUUCCAUUCUAUCGUCUGCUCUGUUGUUUGUCGGAUGCGGUGAAAAGGCGGAUUGGUAUUCAUUGCAGGAGAAACAUAGUAAACCUAUGUUGAAUAACAAGGAAUGAGUUGUUGAGUCAAGUUUGAACUCUGUUUUGUACCAUAAUCCUUGAUAGCUGCUUCUCCAUUGCUUGGUGUCUCUUGAAUGUUUGUCUCUAUUCGAAGGUGUCUCCCUCUGUGGGACAUUGUCAUAUACGUACAGAUUUACAACUUCGCUAAACAACACCUCAAAAUACUGUUGAUCAAUGGUGAAUGUGUGCGUUCGUUCGUGUGUGUGUGUGUGUGUGUGUGUGUGCAGGGGUGCCAUGAACAGUUUUAAAGAGGGUAUGCAAGACAGAAUUAUGGGCCCCCUCCUUUCAGAUGAAUAUUUUUUUUCUUUUGACUUGGGGAUUUUUGUAAGAAAAGAAAAUUAUUUUUAGAGAAAUGAGAUUCAUUGCUAUUAUACAACAAUAGGCUACUUGAUACUGCGUUGAUGCAAAUAGCAUACAAGAGUCUCACGCUAUGAUAUAUUGUCUUUUAAUUCAAGAGUAAACACUCCCAUCAUUACAAAAAUAUCAUAACCAUUUUCCUUCUUAUUUUCAAGAAGACAUUGCAUUCCAGAAGGCAGUAAAAAUAAAGAAAUAUCAAACAUAUCAAAGUGGCUGAACACUGCAACAAGCUUCUAAACACACAAGUGGAAUAACUUAUCGCUGCAGAGCUGCAAAUUUAACCAGUCUUAUAUACACUAUCUAGACAAACCUCAUUCUUUACAUGGCCAGAAGGGCAAAAAAAGAACAUGGAAAUAUAUUUAGCAGGGGUAAAGGAGAUUGCUUCUUGUCUUAAACCUUUAAGCCAUAAAAAAAGCAACUCACGAUUAAAUUCAGACAUGUCUUUCAUGCUUGCCCAUUUGCCCAUUUCCUCAAAUGGUAUGGAUCGUGCAACUUUGUGCUCUAUUGAAAUGACUGCCAGAUGCGGUAAUCGGUCUUGGUCCAUUGUAGAUCGCAGAUCAUUUUUUAUGAGUUUCAGUUUACUGAGAGAACUCUCUGCAGAGGCCACUGCAUAGUAAGGAACACUUUUAAUGCAAAAACAAAAUUUGGGAAUACUGAUUCAAGGUUUCUCUCAAGUAUAAAUUUCAGUUUCAAAUAGUUCAAGACUGCUUGCACUAUAGACUUCUUGAAUUACGUCUUUCGACACAUCCCAUGUGGCAGCAUAGCACCUUGCGGUCUCUUCUAAAUCCUCCUCUGACAUUUCAUUCAUUUGCAGAAUGAAACUAAAUUUAUCUGAAAUCUGCCUCAGAUUGUCAAAUCUGGUGUUAAGUUCACUGCUUAUGGUGUCAACGAUUACAAAAAACACUGUUUGUUUGAAAUGGAGUUGGGCGUCCUGGUCCCAUGAAUGAUUAGGUUUACCAUUGCUCACUUCAUCAUGAAAUGUUUUGCGCUUUGUUGCAUUUCUGUAUGAACUCUUCUCUGUAGAAGCAUCAAAUUUAGUUGCUAGCAGAUGAGCAAUUGAUGCAGCUUUUUCAAAUCCAUCCUGUCUGUACUGGGAGAAGAAAUUUUCAGACUGUCAAUCAACAAAACAGCUGUAUCCAGCGAAAUCUCGGCAGACUGCAUGGCGAUGCUGGCAUGUGUGAUUUCUAUCAGCAUGUUAUUCCAAAAAACAAGACAAGUCAUAAAUUCCAUUCUCUGUAUUUCAGUAGACAGUGCAUGUGCUACUGAAGAAAUUUUGCCAUUCUUAGAUUCAUGCUCAAGAUUUUCCAAUAUGUCAAGUACGCCACCGAGCAGAUACCCCAUCUCGUAUCGCUGAGGGUUUUUAAUGUUAUGUCAACAAACUGUUUCAGAAUGUCACAGCAUUUCACUGAUGAUGCAAACAUAGUGUACAGUCUUUGAACAGUUCAGAAAAAAUUCAAACACUAGUUGAAGAGGCUGUAUCACACAAUAGAAAAUUAAGGCUGUUGCUCGCACAUGGCAUAAACAAUGCAUCUGGAUUCUUUUCCAGAAUCAAAGCUUGUACCCCUCAGUGAAUCCCUCUCAUAUUUGAUCCGUUAUCAUAACUUUGACCCUGACAAUUCAAUAGGUCAGUCCCUAGGUUUUCCAGUGUGGCAAUUAAAAUCUCUGUAAGCCCUUGACCUGUUGUGUCAUUAACUGUGCUGAAUCCCACAAAUGAUUCCUCUACAUUAGCCACUUUGUUCAAUGUCAACAUCUUGAAUUAUGAUUGAGGCUUGCUCUUGCUUGGAUACGUCGGGUGUGCAAUCAAAUUCAACAGCAUAAUAUUUAGCAUCUGUGACUUGUUUACUGAUUUUAUGUAACACACAGUCUGCAAUGGAUUUUAUGAAUUGAUUUUGUGUACACCAACUUAAAUAUGAAGUACACUUUUUUUUUCUGUCUAUAUUUUUUGCACAUGUUGAACCAUGACAGUGUCAUAAUGGGCUAAAAGUUAAAUUAAUCCAAGGAAGUUUCCAUUUCUUGGAUUUCCAAUCAGGGCAUUUUUACAUCAUAAAGGUAAGUUCCUCUCUGCAAGGAACAAAAUGCAGGUUGACCAUCCUGGUCAGCACUUGCUUCCGUCAUGACUUUUAUUCAGUCGCAGUUUGUAGUUGAUUGUCAAUGCAUUUUCCCAAUCUUAACCUAGUUUCAAGUUCUUUCUAUGCAAGGUAAGCGUCAAUAUGGUUGUGCCCUGUUUCGUGUUGCUGUAAUGUACUUAACAGACAUCGGCAGUUACUGUAUCCUUUCACGAAGUGGCUGUUGUGUGCUUUUCUCCAUCGAAAACUUUGCACGCAAAGCAGUAUACUUUGUUUGCUUUAUGGAAAACAUCAACCAGUCCCAUUCCACUCGUUCCCCAUUUGAUAAUCGUCUAUAGCAGUAGGCUUUUGAAAAACUUUCUGUCCUGUGAUCUUGGGAAUGGACCAUCAGUGCAUUUUGGAGGACCAUUCUCAGUCAGCAUCAUACGGAAUGAAUCAGUGACUUUACCUGGGCAAGGCCAGUUUGAGGGAUCUAGGUCAUGAUCGAGCAACACCUCGAUAUUUACAUUCUCUGCUUCUUUACUGUUCCUCGCUAUCAUCAAUGACACUGGUGGUGGGCGUGCUUGGUCUACUGACGGGCUGUCCUGCUUCACUCUCACCGACAAUUUGUAUACCUUGCAUAUUAGCACCUUCAGUGUCAAAGACUGUGGCCUCCCACUCGCUAGCCUGUAGUCCUGUCUCCCUGAGGUCGUAAUCGCUGGUGCUGCUGGUGACUUGAAUGCUGUUCUGUCGUACUGUUUCGUCGCUGCAGAUUGUUGCUUGUUUAUUCUGAUUUUGAAAGACCCAAUUUGUAAGGGAAUUUUUCAUCCCUUUUCACCUCUUCAUCCCUACUUUUUUCCGUUUUCACUUUUGGGCACCCAACAAGUGCCUCUUUCCAUCCAUCAUGUUCUUCUUCGCGUCGUUACCGUAUGUUGAAGUGACGGGAAAGCGGGUUCACUCUCACUUAACACUUUCUAUAAUUUACAGAUUUUAAUUGUAUUUUACUACACUAUUAAUGGUUAAAAUGUGUUUGUGUAUAUAAGAUUUUUUUUUUAAAUAAUAAAAAAAAAAAAAAUUUAAAAAUUAUUCCAAAGUGGUGAAUUGGGGCCCCCUAGCAUCCUGGUAGCAUCCUACUCUGCACCCCCCAUAACGGCGCCUGUGUGUGUGCGUGCGUGCGUUCGUGCGUGCGUGCGUGCGUGCAAAAAUGGAGCUUCUGAUUUUAAUGUAUGUUGCAAGUUCAAUUGGUUUACACUUGAAUAUUGGCAUUUUUAUAUAUACAGAGAGAGAGAGAGAGAGAGAGAGAGAGAGAGAGAGCAAAUAUUGUGACACAUCUUGUGUCUUUGCUGCUUGUUGCAGUAUUAUGAAUUAAACCAACAAAACACUUGAUACAAAACAAUUUUAAUUUGAUGUAUCGGUCAUUCAAUCCCAUAAUCUGUGUUUGACUGAUAAAAAUGUGGUAUGUUGACCCCCUAGCACAUGAAAAAGAAGAUUUGAUGUAUUGAUCAUGCCGCCAUAUUUGCUUGUUUUACAAUUUGCUAUACACAAGGCUACUUAUAUCAGAGCAAAUAUAUGAAAUGGAUGUAUGUAUUUUAAUGUGUGUUUUCAAUUCAUGUAAAUGGUUAAAGUAUAUUUUUUAUUAUACAUUUGAAAUUAAACCGACCGCCAGGCAUAAAUAUAUCAAUCCAGCUUUUUCUAUUCUGUCUUUUUCCGGCAAUAUUUUUGUCAUUGCUUAAAUUAUUCACACGACUAUCCAAUGUAUAUGAUUAUUAGCUGUUUCGAGACCAGUUUGGCUUCUAAAAUGAUUAUGACUGAGAUUAUAAUGUGCAAGAGGUAAUCUGAUCCUAGAUCAGUCCACUUACUCUGGGAUACUUUGUUAGUACAGGUCAUUGUGUUUGUGGACAUUGUUUAUUUACUGAGGACAGUGUAGAGGCAAUGUCAAUCUGAGUCUCUAUUCUCUUAUUUCACCCUUCCUCUCAACACUCAUGGCUGUACUAAAAGCAGUUUUAUCUAAGAUUGUGUAUGGUUGAUUUGAAACAAUUCUAAUUACUGUGUUGGAAUUGGAGGGUAGGAGACAAGUCUGAAAGAGAGUGAAAACUUUUGCUUUAGCACUUUUAAAGGGAUGGCUGUUUUUGAAAUACAUUUUAAAAGAGAUGAGAUGGUUUUAACAAAGUCUUGUACAGUUUAAUAGAUUUAUCAUACUGUACCUAUAUUUUGUUUUGGUUUACCAGUGAACAUUUGAUAGUGCUCAUUACUUUGUGAAUAAAGUGUUGAAUGCCCAA